Phanerochaete carnosa HHB-10118-sp is the source of this 1097-nucleotide messenger RNA. RefSeq lists its product as uncharacterized. Lineage: Eukaryota; Fungi; Basidiomycota; Agaricomycetes; Polyporales; Phanerochaetaceae. Bases 233 to 1093 code for a protein of 286 amino acids. The transcript has a single exon. The record is from RefSeq and is a predicted model, not a curated record.
UGGACUUUUCGUUUAGAGCUCACAAUUCUGUCCAUGGGCUCGGGAAGGCUUCCUCUGGCAAAACUCUACGCGAGUGGAAAUACAUAGAGACGACGGCGCUGCAACUUGAGGGCUGCGAUCUUGGCUCACUUUACUAUGGCCUCUCGCUCCUGUGUCAGCAUCUAUCUUCUCGCUCUGCAACUUGUCUAGCUCUCCUACUCUAAGACGCGUGCGCCAAACGACUCGAUACCCCAUGCACUACCGCAUCCCUCUUGAGCUUUUCGACAUCGUUAUCGACAGCUUCACGUCGGGGCCAACCUACAACCCAGGACUCGGCGUUCGCAUGAGCAAGUGUGAGCUAGGAGCGUGCAGCCUUGUUUGCCGUCAUUGGGCUCGCAGGUGUCGUUAUUCGAUCUUUGCUUCUGUCUCUCUCAGGUCCCGCGAGGACUUCCAUGCGCUCCUCCACCUAAUAGACACUGCAGAAGAGAUCUACGAUAUCCCACCCCUCACGGAGUGCAUCCAAGAAGUUAAUGUCCUGCACUCCGGGCCAUGGGCAGUGCCGUGGUAUCAUCUCAUCCUGAAGGAGCUCACAGCGAGAGAGAUCGAGCUGGAAUCGGAUUGCAUCACGCUCGAGCUCAAGGAGACAUACGUACCCGAACCGCCAGGCUCGUCUGACGUACACUAUGCUCCUCGCUCGCUGAGUACCUCACUACCGCGUACCAUGCCUCGAUCACUUUUCUCGCACGCGGUUCUCUCCCUCGCCGAUCUGCGUUUCAAGCGUGUCCGGGACUUGCUCCGACUCAUUGACGACCAGGGCGAUCUCCAACAGAUUACAUGGGCUCGCAUCUCGUUUGAUGCAGGUGCCAUUCUUCCGCCAGCCAGGCAGCGCACACGUCGGCCUUGGGGUGAUAUGGAAACUAUCAGGACUUCCAAGUGGUCAAACGUCGAUAUGGAGAUGCACAUUAUGUUUCUCAUCGCUGCGGAGAAAGUGCCCGUCAGCAUGGCCCUGCUGCCGGAUGCAUGGAAGCUGAUGACCAAGGCUGCGCUCGCACUUGUUCUGCCCUGCAUUGGCGAAGCUAAACUUGGAUUUAGGGGUGAUGGUGCGUUUUUCUAAUGGC